AUGAGCGUACGUCCGUCUCUCGUCCCCAUCUUUACCCUUCUCACUUUCAUCACAGCUCUCCAGAUCUCUCCUCCGUCCGCCCGACCAAUCGCCUCUUCCUCCCGACUCGCCCUCCGCUCCUUCUCCUCAUCCCGCCCCUCUUUCGCCGAGCCUGAAGCCGCCGCCCCCGUAUCCCCCAAGAUCGCCCCCAUCGUCGAGACCAUCUCUACAUUGAGUCUUUUGGAGGUUUCUGAGCUCGUUUCUGCCCUCAAGACAAGAUUGAACAUCACCGAGAUCGCCAUGCCCGCCGCCUCUGCUGCCGCCGCGCCCUCAGCAGCAGCUGCCGAAGCCCCGGUCGAGGAGAAGCCCAAGGAGAAGACUAUUUUCACCGUCAAGCUCGAAAAGUUUGAUGCGGCUGCAAAGGCAAAGAUUAUCAGGGAGGUCAAGGCUAUGUUGCCCAAUAUGAACUUGGUUGAGGCCAAGAAAUUCGUCGAAUCCGUGCCCCAAACCCUCAAAGAGAACGUUCCCAAAGAAGACGCCGAGAAGCUCCAAAAGACGCUGCAAGAUCUGGGCGCCACCGUUACUUUGGCUUAA
This is a messenger RNA of Cryptococcus amylolentus CBS 6039, 573 nucleotides long. RefSeq names its product ribosomal protein L7/L12. Bases 1 to 573 code for a protein of 190 amino acids. The record is from RefSeq and is a predicted model, not a curated record. NCBI's taxonomy places the organism in Eukaryota, Fungi, Basidiomycota, Tremellomycetes, Tremellales, Cryptococcaceae. Gene Ontology annotation, biological process: translation. Gene Ontology annotation, molecular function: structural constituent of ribosome. The transcript has 3 exons. Gene Ontology annotation, cellular component: ribosome.